CCCUCCCGCAUCUCUCCUCUCUCCUCUAGCAUCCUCCACCGUGGUGGUGCCAUGGAGAGAUGUGGAUAGAGCUUUGUCUGUACACGGAUUUAUAAAAGCCUGUUUUUGAUCUGGGUGGAUUGCGCUUGCCUGCUUAGUCUGCAUCUGUCAGGGGAGCUACGUUGCCUGCAUAUCAAUCUCUGGCUUUUCUUUUUGGCUAGGCUACAGCUAGCAAGACCUGAACUGUUGUGAAGCGGGAAUUUAAUUUUCUCCUCCUUCCUUCAAAAUCUUUUUGGGUUUUUUUCUAUCUAAGCAUGGUGCUUCAGUAAACUUCCUCUAAUGUUGCUUUGAGCCAUGCGCUUAUGGAUUCACACUGAAGCUGCUUUUAAUGUUGGUUUGCCUCAGAGGUCUUGUUAGUUUUGUGUGAAUAUAUUUGGAUUAUAUAUCUUUUUUUGUCGACACAAUGUUGUUCUCUCCCAAAUUUUCCCUGUCUAACAUCCAUGUGAAGCUGACUGCUAAAGGUUUACUCCGGAGCCUCCAGUUGCUUUCAGGCUUCAAGAAGAACACCGUGGUGUUUCGAGCAGUUGACAAAAGCAAGACAAAGAAGAGCUCACCGAGCCAGCAGCAGGCCCACACCAAUGGUCAUCCUGACCUUGUGCCCCCAGAGACCAAGCCAAGAGGACUGGAGUACUACAAGGCUUUGUGUGAGAAGAAGAACCAAACCAUCCAGCAGCUGAAGAACAGCUUUUCUGCUAGCAACCGCAGAUUCGAGGCCAUUGCUGUUGUUGUACAAACCCUUUCCACACAGCAUGAAGAAUCAGCAAAACAGCAUCAGGAGCGCUCUGUGGAACUGCUCAACCUGCACGGGGAACUCGUGAACUGGGAGCAAUCAUGCGAGCGUCUAGAGAAGGAGAAGGAGGAGCUGAAUGCAGCUUACGAUAAAGUGUUGGAGAAAGUGCAGGAACAACACCACCUGGACCUGGCUGACCUGGAGGAAAGACUGAAAACUUUCUACACAACCGAAUGGGAGAAAAUCCAACAGACGUAUCAGGAAGAAACAAUGAAGAACAAAGCCUUGAUGAAGCAACAGCUUGAGGAAUUAAGCUACAAACAUGAGGCGAUGCAGAAAGUACUGGAAGAAAACCAUGAAGAGAAGGUUAAGGGCCUUAAACAGCACUAUGAAGAAUCUUUUGAAGAACUUAAAAAGUCUCAUGAGCAGGAGAUGCAAGCUCUGGAAAAAAUGCAAAAAGACACAGAAGCGACGUUAUCUAGUCAAAUCGAGGAGCUCACUACAACAAACGGCUACUUUAGUGAGAGGCUGAAAGCAGAGGAGGAACGAAGAAAGGCACUGGCUGAGAAAUGUCAGGACUCUCACACCCUCUAUCUGGAGCAAGAGCUAGAAAGUCUGAAAGUGGUGCUGGACAUUAAGAACAAGCAGAUUCACCAACAAGAUAAGAAACUGAUGCAAUUGGACAAACUGCUGGAGAAAAAUGUGAAGCUUGAUGAAUGCCUUAAGAAAGUCCAGCAAGAAAAUGAAGAUCUAAAAGCCAGGAUGGACAAGCAUGCUGCAUUGUCAAGGCAACUGUCCACAGAGCAGGCGGUCCUGCAGGAAUCACUUCAGAAAGAGACGAAAGUGAAUAAGCGUCUAUCAAUGGAAAAUGAGGAGCUGCUGUGGAAACUACAGAAUGGAGAUCUGAGCAGUCCCCGCAAAAUGUCUCCCUCUUCCACCUCCAUGACUCUGCAGUCCCCUCAGCACUCAGGCAUUUUCUCCAGCCCCCCAGUUUCCCCAAGAUAACACUGGUCUUCAGCUUCGAGGAAGCAGCUUCUCAAACACUCAGACGCCAGGGACAGAGUUCGUGUCGACACUGAAGGCUAUAUUAGUCGUGUGGGUCCACAACCUGUCACCUGAAGGACAUUAAUCCAAAAUGGAUCUACUCUCAGGUGUACUUUGUACAGUUGAAAGACUUUUAUAACUGAUUAAAGGAUUGCACAGAAGCACUUAAUCAAUUAGGCCACCUUUUUGUACUUUGCCUUUCACGUUUGA
Molecule: messenger RNA, 2023 nt
Organism: Silurus meridionalis
Lineage: Eukaryota; Metazoa; Chordata; Actinopteri; Siluriformes; Siluridae
Gene: mtus1a
Product: microtubule associated tumor suppressor 1a
Exons: 10
Coding region: 443-1774 (443 amino acids)
Cellular component (GO): cytoplasm; nucleus
Molecular function (GO): microtubule binding
Source: RefSeq, a predicted model, not a curated record